Cimex lectularius (bed bug) is the source of this 14529-nucleotide messenger RNA. RefSeq names its product low-density lipoprotein receptor-related protein 2 (gene mgl). The transcript has 48 exons. Gene Ontology annotation, molecular function: calcium ion binding; protein binding. Lineage: Eukaryota; Metazoa; Arthropoda; Insecta; Hemiptera; Cimicidae. The record is from RefSeq and is a predicted model, not a curated record. Bases 167 to 13954 code for a protein of 4595 amino acids.
ACGACCAGUUGAAUACCGGACGGUAUCGUGUCAAGAUCCAAGAGCGGGUUUGUUGGAUAAACAUAAAGAAGAACGCUAAAACCGUUUCCAGAGGACCAGUUAACAGUUCCAUGGAUGAAACAGUGAUGUGUUAAGUGUUGACAGACGACGAGAAUUUCGGGCCAGGAUGCGGCAUCUAGGCCAAUUCUGGGCCUUUUUCGCCCUCAUCACCCUCACAUCGACAGAACGGACGCACACAUGCGGCGCCGGGCAGUUCAGGUGUCCUGAAGGGAAAUGCAUACCGUCGAGUCAGGUCUGCAACUACCAGAAGAACUGCGAGAAAGGAGAGGACGAGUUCCAGUCAUGCCCGCCUCCCGAUUGCGAGUUCGGUCAGCAGACCUGCGGCCAAUACGUCUGGAAUAAGACAUACUGCAUACCGCCUCACUACAGGUGCGACAUGACAGUCGACUGUGUAGACGGCACCGACGAGGCCGAUUGUACAAAUGAACGCAAAUGUCACGAGAGCGACUUUCGCUGUGAUACUGCGGGACCCUGUAUAUCGAAGGAGAAACGCUGCGACGGUUACCUCGACUGUAGGAAUGGCAAGGACGAAGAGGGCUGCUAUGCAUCGCCCUAUGUCUCUUGCACAUUGGACCAGUUCCGAUGUCAUAAUGGCCAACGUUGCAUUGAGUUGUCUGCAAAAUGCAACCACAGGAACGACUGCGGGGACAACAGUGAUGAGGAGCACUGCAAUUUCGCCGCCUGCCAUGUGGGUCAGUUCCGUUGCACGAAUGCACUUUGCAUUCCUCUUUCGUACCACUGCGAUGGCUACAGGGACUGCAUGGAUGGGAGCGAUGAGGCCAACUGCACUGCAAUCGCCUGUCCUGAGCAUAAAUUCCUCUGCCCCAAAGGUGCACCGGGGGGAAAACCAAAAUGCAUAUCGCGUAUGCAGCUCUGCGAUGGAAAGAAAGACUGUGAAGACCACGCUGACGAGGAAGUCGCCUGCUCUACUCACAACUGUCCAACUCUCGGGUGUCAAUAUAAAUGCCAAGCAUCUCUAAAUGGUGGUGCUUGCUAUUGUCAAGAGGGUAAAAGGGUGGCGAAUGAUUCAAGAACUUGCAUCGAUCGUGAUGAAUGCGAGGAAUGGGGAUUUUGUUCGCAAAAGUGUACAAAUACUGAUGGAUCUUACGUAUGCUCUUGUUUCCAAGGGUAUGAACUGUCUGACAAAUCAAAAUGUGUUGCUAGUAAUGCAUCAUCAAUGAGGAUUAUAUUUGCUCAUGAUAAAUCAAUCUGGAAAAUGGAGAUUUCUGGAAAUCCAAAAUUGAUUGCCAACGCAACAGCUGCGAGUGGCGUUGACUACAAUUUUGCAGCCAAUCGGCUUUAUUGGUCAGAUACAAAAACCAAGAAGAUAUAUUAUCAACCUUUGAUGGAGACACAGUCUCAUACAGCGACAGAUGUUGUGCCGGAAAUUUCCAUACCUGGAACCUGGUCUCCAGUUGCUCUGGCAGUGGAUUGGAUUGGCAACAAGCUGUACGUCGUUGAUGGCAUUGGUCAGAAAAUUGAUGUGAUAGAAUGGGAUGGAAGAUAUAACGCGAUCGUGCUUUCUUCUAAUAUCACAGCUCCGACUGAUAUCGCACUCGACUCAAAAGUUGGGUACAUGUUUAUAGCAGACAGCAAUCAAGUGAUUCGGGCAAACAUGGAUGGCACGAAUGCCAAGCCAAUUGUAUCAGAAGCCGCUUACAAAGCGUCUGGUGUCACUGUGGAUAUUCUGGCCCGUAGAGUUUUUUGGUGUGACUCACUGCUCGACUACAUCGAGACAGUUGAUUAUGAUGGAAAUCACAGAUUUCUUGUCCUGAGGGGCACAUCUGUACCUUCGCCUUCGAGGCUUUCACUCUUCGAAAACAGGAUCUUCUGGUCAGAUGGGACAAAACAGGGCGUUAUGAGCGUUGAUAAGUAUGAAGGGACCAAUUCAAUCCAAGUAAUCUAUAGGAACAACGAUGUCAGGGAGCCUAAAGCUGUCAAAGUCGUUCAUGCACUAGUACAACCUGGAGGACACAAUCCUUGUAAAAGCAGCAAUAAUGGAGGCUGCCAGCAUAUGUGUAUAGUAACAGCAGGUACACAUGGGUUGGGCAGUAUUGGAUAUCGCUGUGCUUGUAGUGUUGGUUGGAGAUUGGCAUCAGAUCUCCAUAACUGCAACCUUGUGGAGCAAUUUUUGCUCUACUCGCAGCAAAGGUUCAUCAAAGGCAGGGUUUUAGACCCAGUGUUGGAAAAUUUCAGCGAUGCGAUUCUCCCUUAUGCGUCCAGAAGGGCCCGCUUUGUUGGGUUGGACUUUGACGCAAGGGACAACCACAUCUAUUACUCGGAUGUCUUGCAAGAUGUCAUUUAUAGGAUUCACAAGAACGGAACUGGUAGGGAAAUAGUACUGGCUUCACAGAACGAAGGAGUCGAAGGGCUUGCGGUAGACUGGGCUGCGAAAAACCUCUAUUAUAUUGACAGUCGCAAAGGCACGUUGAAUGUUCUUAGCACAAGAAACACAACCUACAGGAGAACGCUUCUAGUCAACCUGAAACGUCCCAGAGCAAUUGUUGUUCAUCCAAACAAAGGAUAUAUAUUUUUCUCUGAGUGGGAUAGACCUGCAAAUAUCAGCAGGGCUUAUACAGAUGGAACCAAUCUUAUUGUUUUUAAAAAUGUGACUCUGGGAUGGCCAAACGGUCUGUCGGUUGAUUUCGCAAGGGAUAGGCUAUACUGGUGCGAUGCUCUUUUGGACCAUGUGCAACAUUCAAAACUUGAUGGAACUGACGUUGUAACUGUAAACUCAAGACUGAUUCGACACCCGUUUUCUAUUGUUAUACACAAAGACUGGAUGUAUAUAACCGACUGGAGAUUGGAUGCUAUCAUCCGUCUCAACAAGUUCACAGGGGGAGAUGAAGAGAUAAUUGUACGAGAAGGACAGACAAACAGAUUGUAUGGUGUUAAAGUUUAUGGUGAAUCAGAACAGGCCAUACUCACAGUUCAUCCCUGUUCGAUUAACAACGGAAACUGUCAAAAAAUGUGCUAUGCCAUUCCAAUGUCGACAAAAUCACCUACAAACCUCAAAGUACAAUGUGGAUGCCCAUAUGGUGAAAAGCUCGCUGAAGAUGAAAAAACAUGUGUUACUGAUCCGAAUGCACAACCGAUAGCUACUGCUUGCCCGAACAGAUGGGACUUCACUUGUAACAACCAGCGUUGUGUGCCGAAAGCAUGGCUCUGUGAUGGCGAUGACGAUUGCCUCGACAAUUCUGACGAAGAGCAAAACUGCACGAAGCCGACUUGUGCUCCCACCGAGUUCCAAUGUGCAUCUGGUAGAUGCAUUUCGCAAUCAUUCCACUGUGAUGCUGAAAACGACUGUGGAGAUUACAGCGAUGAAAAUGGCUGUGUUAAUGUGACAUGUUCAGCAAACCAAUUCCAGUGCGACAAUGGAAGAUGCAUACCUACAACUUGGAAGUGCGAUUCUGAAAAUGACUGUGGUGACAGUUCAGAUGAAGGGGAUUUCUGUGCUGAAAAAACAUGCGCCUAUUUCCAGUAUACUUGCCCAAGAUCUGGCCACUGCAUCCCGCGCUCUUGGGUAUGCGAUGGUGAUGAUGAUUGUUUUGACAAUCAAGAUGAAAAGAACUGCCCUCCUAUCACUUGCUCGGCGAAUCAAUUUAAAUGCACAGAUUUAACACAGUGUAUACAAGAAACAUACAAAUGUGAUGGGAUUUUGGAUUGCAAAGAUGGAAGCGAUGAGCUUGGAUGUCCGACAAUUGCACCGAAUCAGUGUGAUACGGAAAAACAAUUCAGAUGUGCUAAAUCAGGGAUAUGCAUUCCAAAAGCUUGGCACUGCGAUGGAACCGCAGACUGUGACGAUGAGUCUGAUGAACCACCUACUUGCGGUGAAGUCGCUUGCCAAAUGGGCUACUUCAAAUGCAACAAUUCCCAAUGCAUAUUCAAAGCUUACAUAUGCGAUGGGAGGGAUGACUGCGGUGAUAAUUCUGAUGAAGAUUUCAGACAUGCUUGCGUCCCUCCGCCUUUCAGGUGUCCCUCUGGCCAGUGGCAAUGUCCAGGAGUGUCUGAACGCUGUGUCAAUAUCACUUCUGUCUGUGAUGGUAAAUUGGAUUGCCCCAACGGUGCUGAUGAAGGAGAAGGAUGCGAUCUCGCACAAUGCACAAGCCAGAAACCAUUCUGCAGCAAUUCAUGUGUUCAAACACCCAUUGGGGCUAUGUGUACCUGUCCACCUGGGGAAACUUUAAGCAAUGAUUCAAUCACUUGUCAAGACUUGAAUGAAUGCCAACCACCAGGGGCAUGUUCACAAACUUGUACAAACACCAAAGGCAGCUACGUAUGUUCAUGUGUCGACGGUUACAUUUUAGAAUUAGACAAUUCAACUUGUAAAGCGAUAAACCACAGUCAAGCUUAUUUGAUUAUUUCCAACCGCCACUCAAUUCUUGUGGCUGAUCUUAAAGAUCAAGGCUUAGAACGAGUGCCGAUCAUUGUGGAAAAUGUCGUAGCAACUACAAGCAAUAUGCAUACAGGAACAAUUUUCUGGUCUGAUAUGAAACUCAAAAAGAUUUCACGAAUUGACAGAAGCAGUGAGCCAAAGGAUGUCAUUGUAUCUGGACUUGAUCUCGUCGAGGGACUUACCUAUGACUGGAUCGGAGGGAACAUCUACUGGCUCGAUUCACGCCUCAACACAAUAGAAGUGGCAAAGGAAAAUGGUUCAAACAGGGUCGUUUUGCUCAAGGAAAACAUAACACAGCCUCGCGGGAUGAUGUUGGAUCCAAGUCCUGACGCUAGAUGGUUGUUUUGGACAGACUGGGGUGAGAAUCCAAGAAUAGAGCGUGUUGGUAUGGACGGAACUAACCGGAGUGUUAUUAUAUCUACAAAGAUCUACUGGCCUAAUGGCCUUACACUUGAUAUUGCGACCAAACGCGUAUAUUUUGCUGACUCGAAGCUCGACUUUAUUGAUUUCUGCAAUUAUGAUGGUUCUUCGAGGUACCAGGUCAUUGCAGGCAGUCACUACCUUCUUCACCCGCAUUCGAUAACGCUCUUUGAAGACACAGUGUACUGGACAGACCGACAGCUCAACCGUGUCAUCUCUGCUCAUAAGUAUAGAGGAAAGAAUCAGACUGUCGUCUCACACUUGAUUUCACAGCCUUUAAGCAUACACGUACACCAUGCCUCGCUGCAGCCGAUAACACCGAACCCUUGUGAGAAUGCUUCCUGUGCACAACUCUGCCUUUUAUCACCUUCAUCAAAAACUGGUUACACAUGCAAGUGCCAGCCUGGCUAUAAGAUUGUUAACAAUGCUGAAUGUGUAGAAGAGGAUACAGCUCUUCUUCUGGUAAUGAAGGGAGGCCAGAUUGUGGAUGUCUCUUUGACUCCUGGAGACAGGACAAGUGGCUUUCUCAUUCCAGUCGUUGGCAUAAGCACAGGACUUCAAAUCGACUAUGACAGAAAGACUGAAACUCUGUUUUGGGUCGAGACUAAAGAUGAAGAGAGCGAAAAUUGCACAAUUUACACAACACCGUACAGAGGUGGUAACAAGACAGAAUUCCUCUCAGCAGACUCUGGACUUGUUGGAUCACCUUAUACCAUCGCUUUCGACUGGCUUGGAAGGAAUCUUUUUAUUGGAAACCGUCUCGCUUCUAAUCUUGAAGUGAUUAAGGUCGACGGUAAAUGGAAACACAGAGCUGUCAUACUUGUUAACAAUGGGAACGACACGUCUGUAUCAAAGCCGAGGUCGAUGUGCCUAGAUCCAAGCCAAGGUAAACUUUUCUGGGCGGAUGAAGGUGGCUACGGAGUACCUCAGAAGAUUGGAAGAGUCAAUAUGGAUGGUACGAAACCUGUUAUACUGCAGAAGCUCAAUGAAAGGCCUGUUGCCGUAACGAUUGAUCUUGAUACAAAGCUGAUUUAUUUCAGCACAGAAAACAUUGCAAAGAUAAUGGUAAUGGAUAGUAACGGCAACAAUCUUAAGACACUGCUGAGUGAAAAAGAACAUACAAUCUCUCUGCCGAAAGCAAUAGCAGUGCACAACAAAAUGCUCUAUAUUUUAGACUCACGCUAUGACAAAUUGGAAAGAGUUGAUCUUGAAACAGGAAGAAAUCUGCAGAAAAUACUUGACAAUGAGCCUGACCUUAAAACAUUCACUAUAUUUAAAAAGAAGCCAUUGGUGAAUCACCCAUGUUUUGUGGAAAACGGCGGAUGCUCCCAUAUCUGUAUCCCUGCUGAAAAUUCAGGAAAAGUUUGCGCUUGUUCCGUCGGCUACAAGAAAGAUGAGACAGGUGGAUGUGGCAGUUACAAGACGUUUGCUGUUGUAUCUCAGCUUGACAUCAUCCGAGGCUACAGCCUUAAAGAUGCUAGUGAAGCGAUCGUGCCGAUAUCCGGAAUUGGCCAUCACGUCCUCCACGUGGAUGUACACUUUGCUGAAAAAUGGAUCUAUUGGGUCGAUUUUAACAGAGGCCCUUGGAAUGGCAUUUUCAGGAUCAGGCCUAAUGGUACAGAACUCCAACAUGUUAUAAAAGACGGUAUUGGCUCAAAUGGAAUCCGCGGGCUCGCUAUAGAUUGGAUAGCUGGGAACUUAUAUUUCACGAAUGUUUUCCCUCAUGAGAAUUACAUCGAGGUCUGUUGGCUUGAUGGUACCAAUAGAAAGAUACUCCUAAAAGGGCUGAUUGAUGCGCCAAAGGAACUGGCAGUGAAUCCUGUGAAAAGAUAUCUGUACUGGAUUGAUUACGGGCAGUACCCAAGGAUUGUAAGAGCUCUAUUGGAUGCAACAAAUGCAACUCCUAUUGUUUCUUCAGGGAUCAACACACCAAGAGACCUCACUAUCGACAUGCAGACACACGAUGUUUACUGGGUUGAUGCAAGACUUGAUACAAUCCAAAAAGUUUCUUUCAGCGGAAACCUCCGACAGAUAAUCCGUAGAAAUUUGCCGAAUCCAAUGGGCAUUGCUGUCCAUAUGGAUUCAAUCUAUUGGGUGGAUAGAAAUCUCCAGACAGUCUUUAAAGCCUCGAAACUCGCCGAUAAUGGAACAAGGCCUAUUGCGAUCAGAACAGGUUUACAGAAACUGCGCGACAUUACGAUUUACGAUGUUACAAACCAGCCUCCAGAUCGUAACCCUUGUAGAAAACUUGGAAAUGGAGGAUGCGAACAGCUAUGUUUCUCAUACCCUCAGGAGAUGUCUGGUUCUAUGUUCAAGUGCGACUGUGCUACCGGUUCAAUAGCACCAGGCUCACAGACUAAAUGUUCUACAAUCAAUGAAUACCUAGUCUUUUCAACAAGGACAGAAAUCAGGUCUAUAAACCUUGAUCUGAAAGUAACGAGUGUGCCGUUUAAACCUGUUGGAAACUUAACAAAUGUUGUUGGUGUUGAUUUUGAUUAUGCAGAUAACAAACUGUUUUUUACGCAAAUCAGACCAUGGGCAAGAAUUGCAUUUAUGCCUUCCGACAAUCCAAUUCAGUCGAAAAUAUCACCCAUCAUUACUCGUGGUAUAAACCCAGAAGGUAUUGCUUACGAUUGGACGCAGAAAAAAAUUUAUUGGACAGAUUCAUCAAACAAUAGUAUUUAUGCUAUGAACAUUAACGGAAGUGAUCUAGUCAUGAUCGCGCGGGUAGAACGGCCAAGGGCGAUCGUGGUCGACCCUUGUAAUGGCUCACUCUAUUAUACUGAUUGGGGAAGGUUCGGUACGUCCGGCAAGAUCUACAGGACUACAAUGGCAGGGUCGCUGAAGAGGGCGAUAAUUGACCGAGACUUGAAUCAGCCCAGCGGCCUGGCUUUGGAUUAUGAGGAGAAAAUGCUUUACUGGACAGACGCCGUACGAGAAAAGAUUGAAAGGAUCAACUUGGUAGGAAAGCCAAAAAGAGAAGUGCUCAUUUCAGCGACUAUCUACCCUUUCGCCAUAACAGUGCACCGUAAUUAUAUCUACUGGACUGAUUUACAACUCAGGGGUGUAUAUAGAGCUGAAAAACACACAGGAGCAAAUAUGGUUGAACUCGUAAAAAGAUUAGAAGACUCUCCGAGGGAUAUUCAAGUGUAUUCACCAGAAAGGCAAAAAUGCGUAGUCAAUCCAUGCAAUAUAAGCAAUGGAGGAUGUGCCAAGAGUUGUCAUCCUGGACCUAAUGGAAAGGCUGAAUGUAAAUGUGAUGAUGGAAUGAAACUAGUCAAUGAUGGUAGAAUGUGUGUAGCAAAAAACAUCACAUGUGAUCCUAACAAAUUUGUCUGCGCCAGUGGGAAAUGUAUUUCAAGGAUGUGGGCGUGUGAUGGUGAUGAUGAUUGUGGAGACAAUUCUGAUGAGGACAGCAAAUUCUGCGCAUUUCAUUCUUGCAAUCCGAACGAGUUCCGAUGUGCCAACGGUCGUUGCAUUUUCCGCUCUUGGAAGUGUGAUCAUGAAAAUGAUUGUAAAGAUGGAUCAGAUGAAAUUGACUGCAAUUAUCCACCAUGUGCUGAUAGAGAGUUUACGUGCAUGAAUAAACGUUGUAUCCCAAGAGCACAGGUAUGCAAUGGAAUCAAUGACUGCAAAGACAAUAUCACCUCAGAUGAGACACAUGAACGAUGCCCAAGGAACACCACCUGUCCUAACGGGCAUCUCAAAUGUGAAAAGACAAAUAUUUGCGUUGAACCAUAUUGGCUCUGCGACGGAGACAAUGACUGCGGGGAUAACAGCGAUGAAAACCCACUGCACUGUGCCAAGACGAGCUGUCCCCCUAGCAGUUUCAGGUGUCCAAAUCACCGCUGCAUUCCUGCAACAUGGUAUUGCGAUGGGGAUGACGACUGUGGUGAUGCUUCAGACGAGCCCCCGGAAUACUGCAAGAGCGAAGGAAGGACUUGCUUUGGCGAUUUGUUCACCUGCGAUAAUGGUAAUUGCAUUCCAAGGAUAUACAUAUGCGAUGGUGACAACGACUGCCUUGACAAUUCCGACGAGGACACCAGGCACCAAUGCAAUGACAGGAAAUGUGACGAAGAGACUGAAUUCACAUGCAAGAGCAACAAAGACUGGGGAAGGGCUCAGUGCAUUCCUAAGAAAUGGGUGUGCGAUGGAGAUCCAGACUGUGUCGACGGUGCCGAUGAAAAUACAAGUGCUCUCAACUGCCCUCCACAACCUUCCUGCGCUCCUGACCAGUUUACAUGCGGCAACGGAAGAUGUAUUAACAAGGGAUGGACUUGUGAUCAUGACAACGAUUGUGGAGAUGGUACUGAUGAGGGUAAAGAAUGUCAUGGUGUGUACAAGACAUGCUCACCUCAGGAGUUCUCCUGCCAGAAUUUUAAAUGUAUAAAGAACAGCUACAGAUGCGAUGGUGAGGAUGAUUGUGGAGAUGGCUCUGAUGAGUUUAAUUGUAAAAAGGAAAACACAACAAAUUGCACACAAGGGCAAUUCCAGUGUAACAAUGGCCAGUGCAUCGAUUAUCAGAGGGUCUGCAACAAAGUGUCAGAUUGCAGCGACGAUAGCGAUGAGCCUCUUCACUGCAAUGUCGAUGAAUGCACCAAGGUCGAGGUGCACCAGUGCGGCCACAAAUGUGUUGACACUCUCACAAGCUACUACUGUGAAUGCAACCCCGGUUACAAGCUUCUAGAAGAUGGCAAAGCCUGCGCAGACAUAGACGAGUGUGUUGAAAUGCGAGGUGUCUGCUCGCAAUACUGUUCAAACACUCCCGGCUCAUACUAUUGCAAAUGUGAUGAGACCUACUAUGACAGAGCAACUGACGAGCAUACAUGCAAAAGACGAGAUAGAACUACACCUUGGCUGAUAUUCACAAAUAAAUAUUAUAUAAGGAAUAUGUCUCUUGACGCCACGCAGUAUUCUUUGAUACAUCAAGACCUUACAAAUGUUGUUGCUCUUGACUACGAUUACAAUACUAGCAUGAUUUAUUUCUGUGAUGUCACAGCAAAAACAAUAUUCAGUACAAAGGUUGGGUCAAAUAAAAGAGAACCAAUCGUUAGACAUGAUUCACAUGGUCUUGAAGGAUUGGCAGUAGAUUGGGUCGGAAAGAAAUUAUACUGGCUGGACAGGCAUAGCAAACAUCUUGAUGUGUCUGAGCUCAGCGGGGUCAACAGGAAAACAUUAAAAUCUGGUAUUCAAGACCCGAGGGCAAUCGCUGUCCACCCGGGCAUUGGAUAUCUAUUUUUCACUAGUUGGUACCUUCAAGCUUUCAUCGGUAAAAUGGGCAUGGAUGGAUCCAAUAUGGUUAGGAUCCUUACACAUGAAAAUGACCUCGCCUGGCCCAAUGCUCUCACAAUUGACUACUUUGCCGACCGCAUAUACUGGGCCGACGCUCACCUCGAUUACAUCGCAUCAGUAGACUUUGAUGGAAAAAACAAGCAUAUCGUUAUCAGUGGUGCUAAAGUACCUCAUGUUUUUGCUUUAACGCUUUUUGAAGAUUAUAUCUAUUGGACUGACUGGAAUAUCAAAGGAAUAUCAAGAGCGAAUAAAUUCACAGGAAAAGACUUGAAGGUCUUGAGAAAUACAACUCACAGGCCUUAUGACAUUCACGUGUACCAUCCCCUGAGGCAGCAAGCGUACCCAAAUCCAUGUGGUGGUGAUAACGGCGGAUGCUCACAUCUCUGCUUACUCUCACCUGUUCCAGGAGUCGAUGCAUCGCCAGACGGCUACAAGGAUGUAAAUUCACCAGUGUCUUUUAAAUGUGCAUGCCCGAAUCAAUUUAUUCUCGGACCUGAUGGCAAAACGUGCAAGGCCAACUGUACAAAUGGCCAGCAUAGAUGCGGAGGACAUGAUGAAAGAUGUAUACCCUGGUUCUGGAAAUGCGAUGGAGAAGUUGAUUGUAAAGAUGGUUCAGAUGAACCUUCAGACUGUCCAAAACGUACUUGCAGACCUGGAGCAUUCCAGUGUGACAACGGACACUGCACACCUUCUGCAACAAUCUGUGAUGGUAUUAAUGACUGCGGAGACAAUUCCGAAGAGAAGAAUUGCGCCUUGAAUUGCCCUGAUCUUGAGUUUAAAUGUAGAUCAAAUGGAAAGUGUAUUCUUAAUGCUUGGGUCUGCGAUGGUGAUCCAGAUUGCAAGGAUGGUUCUGAUGAAGAUCCAACCAUUUGUCACAAUAGACCUUGUGAUCUGGAUGUCGAGUUUAAAUGUAACAAUGGAAGGUGUAUUCCAAAAUUAUGGCAUUGCGAUUUUGACAACGAUUGCGGAGACGAUUCAGACGAGCCAGCGUACCUUUGCAGGCAGAAAAAUUGUACACCAGGCUGGCAGAGGUGUCCCGGAAGAAGCAAUUACAGAUGCAUACCCAAGUGGCUUUUAUGUGAUGGUAAAGAUGACUGCAGAGACAAUAGCGAUGAACUACCUGACAACUGUCCAAAAUGCAAUCCCGCAACCGACUUUCAAUGCAGCAACAACCGAUGCAUCCCAAAGAGGUGGCGAUGCGAUUUUGAAAACGAUUGUGGAGACAAUUCAGAUGAAGCAGAAUCCCUAUGUCAUGACAAGUUCCGUGACUGUUCUGAGUCAGAAUUUAAAUGUAAUAAUGGAAGGUGCAUACCACAGCACUAUAGGUGUGAUCAUGAUGAUGACUGCACUGACCUUUCCGAUGAAAAUAACUGUGGCAACUUCCAGUGCAAGAAUGGAACAUUCCAGUGUGCCAGUGGUCACUGUAUAGCUUCUUAUUUCCGUUGCGAUGGAGAUGUUGACUGUAGGGAUAUGAGUGAUGAAAAAGGCUGUCCUCCUAGAUUCCCCAAUGGAAGAUACUGUCCAGAGCAAAUGUUUGAAUGUGACAACCAUAUUUGCAUAUCGCACCAAGACAAAUGUGAUGGUAUGAAUGACUGUGGUGAUGGUUCUGAUGAAUCAACCACAAUUUGCACAAAUAUGGCAUCAUGUUCAGGAAGAGGCAGGUAUCAGUGUGAGAACGGCAGAUGUGUAUCUUUGGAUGCGACUUGUGAUGGGGUCGACGACUGUGGAGACGCAUCUGACGAAAACAACCAUUCCUUGUGCUUUGUAUAUCCGAGGAAGUCAUGUGCACGGAACGAGUAUUUAUGUGACAACAAAAAGUGCAUACCUGAAGCAAACGUAUGCGAUUAUGAGGACAAUUGUGGAGACGGAUCUGAUGAAGCAGGAUGCCAUUAUGGAACGUUGUGCCCGGGAGAUAUGGGCAUGGGAGGAUGUGAACAGUUAUGCACCAACGUUACAAAGAACGCACAUGUCUGUAGCUGCUUCAAUGGUUAUGUUGUGAAUCCUGAACAACGAAAGAAAUGCAUUGAUGUCGAUGAAUGUGCAACCGGUUUGAAUCGGUGUUCUCAUUUGUGUACGAAUCGCGAAGGUACAUAUGAGUGCUCGUGCAGGCCUGGGUUCACAUUACUCGAUACUAUGAGUGGAGUGUGCAAAGCUGAUGAUCCAAAAGUAUCAAUUGUAUACUCAAAUGGAGAAGACAUUGAAGCAUAUCAAAUACACAAGAGAAAAGAAGUUGAUGUUAUAAGAAAUGAAAAACGAAUUGAAGCUAUUGACUAUGAUCCGAAGAAUGAGAUGGUAUUCUGGGUCGACAGCUACUCUAAACAAAUUAAAAGGAGUUAUAUGGUCGAUGCUCUAGCUGGAGAGGUUAAAGUCGGCUACGCUCAAGACUUAACAACUAUUGACAAUUCUAAACCAACGAGUAUCGCUGUUGAUUGGGUUGCUAAUAAUAUCUAUUGGACAGAAUCGGAUCGUUCAGGAGAAAAAUCAAAAGGAAAAGUCCUCGUUGCAAAACUCGACGGCAGGUACAAGAGAUCUUUAGUUGAUAAAAACGUAGGCUUUCCAACUUCCAUCGUACUCGAUCCACAAGUUGGAAGGAUGUUCUGGUCGGAUGCAGGCGGUGAACCAAAGAUAGAAAUGGCCUGGCUAGACGGAUCAAGGAGGACUGCGUUGGUCACGGAAAGGAUAGUGCAUCCUUCAGGUUUGACAAUUGAUUAUGCCAGCGAUCACGCUCUGUAUUGGGUUGACUCAAAGCUAAACCAUAUAGAAACUAUCAAGCAGGAUGGAUCAAAACGUGAAAUCAUACUUAAAGGAGAAAAACUCCAUCACCCACUGGCUCUAGAUGUUUUUGAAAAUAAUCUAUACUGGAUAACAAAAGAUACAGGAGAAGUAGUCCAACAGGACAAAUUCGGUCGAGGGAUACCUGUCAUUUUAGCCAAAAAUCUUGUCAAUCCAACUGGUGUCAAAGUUUAUCACAAAGCGAAAUAUAACAUGACACUGUCCAAUCCUUGUCAUCAUAAUCCAUGCUCCCACCUUUGCGUGAUCAUCCCAGGAGGUCAUAGCUGCAUUUGCCCAGACAACAACAAAGAGAUGGGUUCACAAAUUGUCUGUAAUACAGCAACUGAGGAACCCUUGCCAUUGCCGAGGGUUUGCCCUUGUCAAAAUGGCGGCCUUUGCGAGGCGGAAGAAGGCAGCCACAACCUGAUCUGUAAAUGCCCUGAGGACUUCUCGGGGGCGUUCUGUGACACGUUCGUCCUUAAGAAUCAAGCACAAAGUUCCACAUCGAUGUUCUUCAUCGUACCUUUAGUCAUUCUUCUGGUGCUCUUGUCCGGAGGGGCAGUAUUCUACUUUUUAAGGAAAAGGUCUUUUGGGAAAGGGCCUGGGUUGGGCAGCUUGACGAAUUCUCAAAGUGUGUCAUUUAGGCAAGGUACCAAUGUCGAAUUUGGAUCCCCUGCCUUCAGCAGCAAUGGACCUUCUAUUCCUGCUGAAACCAUGGAAUCGAACUACAGCAUGGCUGAUAUAAGUUCUAAAAAUAGAGAUUUUAGCAACCCAAUGUACGAUGCAUUGGGAACGUUGGAAGCAGUUCCGGAUAACAAUGGAUCUCUUUUUGAGGAGAUGAAUUCUCGGGGGACAAUGGAGCCACCGACAGCAAUCUUAGCGCCAUCGAGUAUGACAGUUAGGACAUCAGUGAGUGGCAAAGGCAGGCCAAAAGCCCACCGAGAACUUGAUCCCAGUGCAGAUACUGGGAAAGACACACAGAAGCUUGUUGAAGAAGACAGAUCGGAUUGUUGACCCAAACUUAAUCGAAAAACAUCCGUGUACAUAAUUGACAAGGAGUGGAACUGACAGGGCUUCAGACAACACACUUCAACACGCUAAUAAUAAAAAAAUAUCCGUCCAGUUGUAUAAGGGAAAUAUAUUUAAGUUGAGUGAAUACAAGGAAUUCUGUGAACGAUCGUUUCUUGUUCCUAAAAGUGCAUAUUUUCAUAUGUAAGAAAAGGAUUUAGUGAUCUUAUUAUUUUUUUAAAUUAAUUUAAAGUGUUAUAUUUGUUUGUUGAUUGUUUAUAAUAUGAUAAUGAGAAAUGAAACAAAUUUUUGUAAAUGAGUCAAAAUGGACAAUGUAAUUGUUGAUAGUGUUUUGUUCUUUGAAGAAAUUUUAUUUUAAACAAUUCGUUAUUCGUGUAAUACACGUUAGGGGGGAAAGUGUUAUUUUUCUAAAAUGUAGCGUUGGGUUGAGGUGAGUCGUCCUAUUUUUAGGUGUUCUGAGGCGCAAUUAAAAAAAAAUUCUGUUUUUAAUUUUGUGAGACAAAAGAGAAUUUAUAUAAAUGUACAGUAUAUUAUAAAUAUAAAUAUUUUAAUGUAUAUAU